Messenger RNA from Closterium sp. NIES-65, 2400 nucleotides. The record is from the annotation of a GenBank genome assembly. NCBI's taxonomy places the organism in Eukaryota, Viridiplantae, Streptophyta, Zygnematophyceae, Desmidiales, Closteriaceae.
AUGCGACGCGAUGCGCGGGUUUUAGUGGCAGUCGACCAAUCACAGGGCGCCGAGACGGCAUUUCACUUCGCGCUGAGCCUGCUGUCUCGCAACGCCACCAUCUACGCGUUGCAUGUGCGGGACCCCAACACUGAGGCGGCAUGGAUGUAUGAGGCGGAGCAGCGCAACAGCACGGGGCAGGCGUUGGUGUGGGAAUACGAGGUGGAGGCGCGCGCAGAGGACCUGCUAGCGCGAUUCCGAGGAAUGGCGCAUGCGGCUGGGAUUACCUGCCAUGCAGUAUCACGCAAUGCGGGGGAUGCGCGUGCAGAGCUGUGUGAGGCGGUGGAGCGGCAGGCCAUAGAGCUGCUCGUGGUGGGGUCGAGAGGGCUGGGCGCCGUGUCCAGCCCGACCCCGUCCACUCCCCCUCCUAAUACCGGCACGGACAGUCCUGUUCAGUCGGCGCGAGUUUACCUUCCCGAUGUCGACCACGAGGUGUUCAAGCAUUUCCGCCGCAUAAAGGUGGAUGAGGGGAAAUCGCAGCAAUACGAGUGCAGGUACUGCUGCAAUAUCUUUUCUGGUGCCGCCACCCGCUGCGCGCAGCACUUGGCGAGUUGGAGGAAGAUGAGGCGCCGCGAAGUGGCGCUAUGCAAGGAAGCCCCCUCUGAAGUACGGGCUGCCAUCCGGAAGAAGUACGAGGCUAAGGCUGCAGCGGCGGAUCAGCGCCGCCAGGCGACAUCGGAUGCCAUUGCGUCGGUCACCAGCGGCGGAAAGAGGAGCCGCAUUACUGACUACUUGGAGACGGAUGUGGCAGCUGCGAAGCGCGAUGCACACGAGGCGUUGGCACUGAUGUUCGCGGCGUGUCAAAUCCUGGAGCGCGUGGCGGAGCACCCUCUCUUCAUCAACGCCGUUUGUGCCAUUAGGGACUCCGGCACAGGAUACGUCCCCCCGACGAGGACGUUCAUCGGCGGGGCGGGCUUGCGACUCUGUUGCGAGAACAUCGACAGAGGGCUUUCUGGAGUGAAGGCGAGCUGGAAGCGGACCGGCGUGACAAUUUCUUCUGAUAUGAUGACUGAUAAGAACGGUCGCCCCCAGGCGAACGUGUUUCUCGUCAACGAGAGCGGUGCGGUGUUCAAGGACAGCGUGGAGUGUCGCAUGGAGACCAAAACCGGCGGCUAUGUCGCCAGCAUCCUCAGGCCUGUGGUGGAGGAGGUCGGUCCAGAUAACGUGGUGGCGUUCUGCACUGACGGUGGGUCCAACUACGCGGUGGCGUGCAACGAGCUGAUCGCGGAAUGGCCGCACAUUCAACACGUGCCAUGCGCCACCCACGUGUUGGACCUCUUCAUGGAGGACGUCGGCAAGAUGACGUGGGCCAAGAAGGUGGUGGACACUGCGGGCGAGAUCAGCUCCUUCGUCCGCAACCACCACUGGACAAGGGGAUACUUGAGGACCCCCGCACUGUCGCUUGCACAGAUGGUGGUGUCUGAUGUGUGGAAGGGUUGGGCAGUUGGGGAUAGGAAGAAGUCUGCGGAUAAGUUUGCAUCACAAGUUCUUGAUGACGCGUGGUGGCGGACGGCGGAGUUUUUCUCCAAGCUGAUGAAGCUCCCGUUCAUGGCAAUGCAUAAGACCGAUGGGGAUGCCAAGGGGAUGAUGGGCCGGAUGUAUGACGUGAUGCUGCAGUUGACCGAGGAUGUGGGGACAGUGGUGGAGGAGGAUGAGGAGCAGCUGAGCUACUCCGACAAAGUGAACAUCCGCCGCCUACUGAAGGACAGGUGGGACGACAGCCUGGCCUGCCCCAUGCACGUUGCGGGCAGAAUUCUCAACCCGGCGAACCAGGAUGAAGACAUCUUCGGCUCAGACGCGGAGUGCACUAGGGUAUUCAAAACGUACAUCACUGAGCACGCCGAGCACCUCUGCAAUUACGGAAAGGAGGGGGAUGAUGGGGAUGACAUUGGCGAGGUUUUGAUGGAACUGCAGGACGGGGUGAGGGCAUUUCUGGAUAUGAAAGGAAGCUUCGGGAUGGGGGAUGCAAUUGCUCAGAGGAACUUGGUCAAGCAAGGCAAGUAUGACAUGGUAAAGUGGUGGCAGUGGCACGGCACUGACGUACCAAAGCUGGCGGCCCUAGCCAUCAGGACUCUCUCUCAGCCCGUGUCGGCUUCACCAUGUGAGAGGGGAUGGUCAACGUGGGGUGGGGUGCACACGGCCCGCCGGAACCGGCUUGGCUCUGCCAAGUGCCGGGAUUUGGUUUUUGUUGCGCACAACUGGAGCGUUGUGCGCAACUGGCAUUCCCGUGCAGAUGUCAUGCCGGGUGUGGUGCUCGGGAAUAUCCCGGAGCCUCCCGUGCCCGAGGGCUACAAUGUGAUGGAGGGGGACGAGGAGGAGGAGGAGGGGGAAGACGACAUUUUGGAGGAUGAGUAUGCGUAG